UUAUGUACAAAACAUGUCAUACCGAUGAUAAAGUGUAAUAUUCUGAUUCUACUAAGUUGGUUUUUCACUUACGAUUCCCGUUUAUCGAUACAAUCAAGCACAUCACUAUGGUGCUUAGUACAUUUUGACAUUCUGAGUUUUUGGUGGUCUCGUCGAGAUAUAGUAUGUGGGAAAAAUCAUUGUUUGUUAGUAAUUAGGCAGGUGUUAUUUAUCGUGGAUAAUGUUCUAAUAUGUUAGUCAUUAUUGAUUUAAUAUCAAAUAGUAGUUUGUCUGCAUUCACUCGGUGUUCGUCUGUCGAGCGUGCCAUUCAUAGAUUUCUCAGAUAGAUCUGUGCACAGAGAGGAAGAUGACGGUUUUGAUCUACAAUAGUGAUAUUAUUUCCGUAUAAUUGUGUUUUUUAUUCAUGAUGACUACAAAUACGAGAUCUGCUAAAGUCAGUUUGAAGCCGAUUGAAGUGCCCCAGGCUUUGCAGGAUGGAGAGAAAUUCGUCAAGUGGGAUGAGGAUUCCGGAGCCGGUCUGCCGGUUACCCUACGGGUGGACCCUAAGGGUUUCUUCCUGUACUGGACCGACCAGAACAUGGAAGUGGAGAUGCUGGACAUAGCCACCAUCCGCGAUGUCCGUACCGGAGUACAUGCUAAAGUACCAAAAGAUCCCAAAAUACGUAAUGUAGUGCUAAUUGGGUCUCAAGGAUCGCUGGAGGAAAAAACUGUCACCGUGUGUCAUGGCGCCGACUUCGUCAACGUAACGUUCAUCAAUUUCUGCUGCACCAGAAAGGAAAUUGCACAGCUUUGGACAGAGGGGUUGUUUGCUCUGGCGUACAAUCUGAACCAGCUCAACAACCCGACAAUAAAGUUCCUCGAGAAGUUACACACCAAGAUCGCUCUCAAAGCAGACAAGUCGGGGAAAAUUCUCGUCAAGAACAUCGUGAAACUCCUAGCCCAAAACAAAGAAGACAAGAAGCGCGUAGAGAAGGCCCUCAGCGAAUCUGGGCUGCCCACCGGCAAGAACGACACCAUCAGCCAGUCUAAGUUCCAGUUCGAAGACUUCUUCGCCUUCUACAAGAAUCUCACGCAGAGGACUGAGGUCCAGAAGAUAUUCAAUAAUCUCACGGAUGGCAAGCCCCAUCUAUCUGCCAAUCAAUUGGUCGACUUCCUCAACGAAGUUCAAAGAGAUCCCAGGCUCAAUGAGAUCUUGCACCCUUAUGCGGACCUCCAGCGGGCCAAGGACCUUAUCAAGACCUAUGAACAUAAUAAGUACCACCAACAGAGAUCACAGCUCACUUUCGAUGGAUUUUUAAGAUUCCUGAUGUCGGAAGAUAAUCCUAUAGUGGCGCCAAGUAAGAUGGACCUGUGCGAUGAUAUGGAGCAGCCGUUGGCUCACUACUUCAUCAAUAGUUCGCAUAAUACUUACCUGACUGGACAUCAGCUUACCGGCAAAUCUAGCGUGGAGAUCUAUCGCCAGAGCUUGCUUGCUGGUUGCAGAUGCGUCGAGUUAGAUUUCUGGAACGGCCGCACGGAUGAGCCUGUCAUCGUCCACGGCUACACUUUCGUACCAGAGAUCAGCGCCAAAGAAGUUCUGGAAGCGAUAGCCGAAAGCGCCUUCAAGACUUCAGACUACCCAGUCAUAUUGAGCUUUGAGAACCAUUGCAAUCCUCGGCAGCAGGCCAAAAUAGCCAAUUACUGCAGAGAAAUAUUCGGAGAUAUGCUGCUUGAUAAACCUCUGGAUUCCCAUCAGUUAGAACCUGGAGGGGAGUUGCCGCCGCCAUCUUUGCUUCGCAACAAGAUCAUAAUAAAGAACAAGAAGAAACACCAUCACCACCAUAAGAAGGAAGACUCCAUUGCUUCUGAGGAGAGCGAGCCUCAGCCCGAAGUGCCUCAGGGCAACGGAGAUGUUACGGCUGCCGCGUUAACGCGACAAGGGUCAUCAGAAUCUUCGGACUCAGAAAGUUCGUCGGGCGAAGAGGAAGCGGGGGGCGUCGACAGCGCUGUCGGCGAGGACGCGCGUGAAACGCACGCGGGCGCAGAAAUAUCCGCGCUCGUUAACUACGUACAACCCGUACACUUCAGCUCCUUCGAGAACUCAGAGAGUCGUGGAGGACGCCCGCGGAUCCACGCGGCCGCAGAAAUCUCUGCCAUAGUCAACUACGUGCAACCUGUACACUUCAGUUCCUUCGAGAAUGCCGACAAAAAGAACCGUUUCUACGAGAUGUCGUCGUUCGACGAGAAACAAGCGACUACGCUGCUGAAGGAACGGCCCAUCGAGUUCGUGAACUACAACAAACAUCAGCUGUCGAGAGUCUACCCGGCGGGAACUCGGUUUGACUCCUCGAACUUUAUGCCACAGGUUUUCUGGAACGCCGGCUGUCAGUUGGUGGCGCUCAACUAUCAAACGUUGGAUUUGGCGAUGCAACUCAAUUUGGGCACGUAUGAAUACAACCGGCGAUGUGGAUAUCUGCUGAAACCUGAGUUUAUGAGGAGAAAGGAUCGGCGCCUCGAUCCCUUCGCAGAAAGUACAGUCGACGGCAUUAUCGCCGGCACACUAUCCGUCACGGUCCUCUCAGGACAACUGCUAACUGACAAGCGAUGCGGCACAUAUGUAGAAGUGGACAUGUUCGGUCUACCCGCCGACACAGUGCGCAAGAAGUUCAGGACAAGAGUCGCCCCGAAUAACGGCAUUAAUCCUGUGUAUGGAGAGGAGCCUUUUGUUUUUAAGAAGGUGGUGUUACCAGAACUAGCGAUGCUUCGCAUAGCAGCCCACGAGGAGAGCGGGCGACUGCUGGGGCACCGAGUGCUGCCUGUACUGGGCCUGUGUCCCGGCUACCGGUCCGUCAACCUGCGCACCGAGCUCGGGUUGCCUCUGCCGGGGAGCUUGUUGUUACUUGUUGUUGUUAAGGACUACGUACCAGACCGGCUGUCAGAACUCGCAGAAGCGCUGGCCAACCCCAUCAAAUACCAGAGCGAGUUGGACAAGCGUGAACACCAACUAGCUAAGCUGACGGAAGACACUGAUGUACCGAGUGACGCGCAGCCCAGCCGCCCCAAGCGGGCUGCCGACAGCCCCGAGCGGCCAGAGCGACGCUCCCUGCCACAUCCCAUCAAAGUAGAAGACGCUCCGGACGGCAGUCCCCUGAAGGAAGCUGUAAUGGAGACGAAGAAGUUCAUCGAGACCGAGAGCACCAGCAUACCGUCGCCGUUGCCGCCCAAUGACAAGAACUCACAUGAUGCAGAGGGUAAAACAAAUGGUACGUCGGAUGAAUCGUUACAAGAAACGUUAGAGAAUCUCCUAUCUAUGAAGAUUGUUCGCGAGAAACAAGCGGAGUUGGCGCGAAAGUUGGACGCACUCCGGCGCAAGUUCGAUAAGGAAAAGAAACCGGCUACCUCCAAGUUUUACGUUAGCAACAAACUUGUUAAAAGACUGUCUUCGAAAAAUAUGAGUAGCGACGCUCACGCAAGCGCCGAGGAAUCUUGCGGCGAGUUCCUCGCGAUGGAACGUGAGUUGAGGCUCAAGUGCCACCACGCGGUGUACGCUGCGUUAGAGAAACACGUGCGAGCUGAUCAUCAUCAGCAGAUGAAGGCGCUUUCGGAUUUAUUAGAAGCAGAAAAGAAAGAAGUUCUAACUAGGCUGGCGAACUCGCGAAAGGAGGACGUCAAAGCGUUAGCCAAGAAGACCAACAGAGAUAAAGACGAAAUUAAUAGAAUAAAGCGAGAGAUACAUUCGCAGUCCGUAGAGCGCGGCGUGGCGGAGUGCUGCCGCCUGGAGCAGAAGGACGCCGCGCGCCGCGAGCAGCUCGCGCGCAACCACGACAAGCUGCUGCAGCUGCUCUUCAAGCACCGCGACCAGGAACUAUUGGAACUGGAGCGGCUGUGCGGCGCGGCGGAGGGCUAGAGCAGGCGUGGGCCGCGCAGGUAUCUGUGAUAUUAUCGCCUCCCGCACGAGCACGAGCCCGCCCGCGCCAAGGCUCCAGGGUAGCGCGAAUACUUCUCCAUAAGAUUGUCCUCUAUUCUAUACUCUGUGUUUUCUUAACAAACGAGUACUGAACACUUUCACUGGCUCUAUAUUCCUUCACAAGAACAAAAAAAUCCGUUCUAAACAAACGCUAUAGUUAAAUGGUAUAACUCUAUAUUAGUUGUAGGUUGUUUAUGUAAAUAUAGUAUUAGCUAAGCUGUUUGGAAGUUGCAAUUGUUUAUUGAAAGCUUAGCAGAUGUCAGAAAAAUUAAAAUGGUACAAUAUUAAUUGAAUUUUCACUACAGUAUAUAGAAGUUUUCGAUAUUAAUAAUGCCUCAAAAAUUUCAGACUCACCGUUAAUACAUGAAUUGUGCGAGAGAUAUGCGACUCAGUACUCGUUUGUUAAAUAAAAUAGAGUAUACUUUAAUGAUAAGUAGUGUGUCUCGGGAAUUGUAUUGCAUUUAAUUGAAUUAGUGUUAAGCGGUUGAGCUUUGGUCGCUUGUCCGACGUCCUAGUCAGCGCCGCGGGCUCCGCGGCUUACUCGAUACAUAUCUAAAGCACAACUCUGGUUGUUCACUCCGUUAUCUAUCUCGUACCUAAUUAUUUCGUACAAUCUCACUAAUAGAUCUUCCUUUAUAUUAUACGUAGACGUAGCUUAUAUUAAUUCCGUAUAUUGUAAAGAAAUUAUUAUGAAAUUGAUUCUUAUGAUGGUUAUUCCAAUAUUUGCUGGUUAGUGAAUGCGUUUCGAGUGGAGAUUUUAAAAUUUAUUUAUUUGUAAUAUUCAAUGUAACUUGAGGGUUCAUAGAUUGAUUUAUUGGAAUUGACAUUAAACUUUUGUAAUGCACUCGUUAAUACAAAUUAGGUACGAAAAUAAUACAUCACGAGCGUUUUACUGAUUCACAACACAUUAAUAUAUUAACGUGGGUUUAUAUAGCAUCUGUGUAGUCUAUGAUUAUCGAAUAUUAUCAUAUUAAGUAUAAUGGCUUCUUUUGCAUUGUUUAAUCGUACUAACAGAUGUCAGUAACAGUAGGUUGUAGAUUAACAUUCCAUUUUUCGCUUAGUCAUUAAAACGCCAAUAAUGUUUAGGUAUUAGUGAUAAUGGGCCAUUGCACUGAUCCGAUCUAGUGAAACUCCAAAUAUAUUUAGUCAGUCACGAAAGACAAGCUUCAGACACAACUACUGAUAGACAAUACGACCUUAGACUAUAGUAGAUAGUAUUACAGUAGUGUACAAGCGUUCCCAAGUAGCAAUAGUUAAUUACAUAAACCAAAUAGAAUGUUCGCGAACCUUGCGUAGUUUUGAUACAAUCCUCUUUAAUACGAGAGUUCCAGACGAAUGUAUUUAAUAAAACGUUUGGCACUUAGUCACUUUCAUUCCGGUAAUUUUAAAGUAAUGUGCCAAUGACAACACCAUGUAUAUGAUAUUUAAGUUACAACUCACUGCCAAUAGUAUUAUCAGAGGCUUGUGUCGUGUAGAAGUAAUCGCAGCCUUAGACAAGCGCCUCCAUUAGAUAUUAGCGACGAGCAGUCUUCAAAACAACGUGUUUCUUUUAAUUCAUUUACUACAAAAGAAAUAUAUAAAAAAAGUCUUUCUAAUAGAAAACCUUUUAACAGUUUUUGAAAAUAAAGUUUCGUUAGAGAAGUCUUCCUCCUGCUAUGGAAAGUUAAAUAGUUCCAAUAGCGACUUCUUUAGAGGAACUAAGUAACUGUAUUACGGGUUUUAUUUAUAAUAAUAGAGAGGUUUAUAUUUCAAUGGUGCUUUCAUAGGCUCAAAGUACUUAAUGUUACUGAUUUUAACACAUAAACUUGGUAGAGUAAGGUUUUGAAACGUCACUAUUUUGUUUCGAUUAAAAUUAGUGGUUAUUAUUAUUUUCAUGAUAGCAUAUUGUUCCUGCAUAUUGUUCAUAGUGCAGUACAUUUGUAGCUAUUGUCGAUAUUAAAUUAUCGAUACAUAAAAUAUUCUAACUAACUUUAAAACUGAAUUUUUUGAAUGUGUAACGCAGCUUUAUUGUUUUUAGUAGUUUAGUCUUAGCAAAAAUAUAUUUCAGUUCAUUAAAAUAUUUCUUUUUCAAUCAAUAUUGCUAUCGUGAAAAUGAUAUCAGUACAUACUUUUCAAUAAUUAAAAUUGUUCUCUCCUGUAGUGGUUUCGUAAUAAAUACUUCAUUUUCGUGAUUCGAAUUGAUUAAAUAAGUACCAGCAAUAAUAUAGUAUAAAAUAGUAUUUACAUCCGUCUCCUCUGAUCGAAACUUGCAAUAAAUUAUAUUUAAUGAUAUUCAGUACUCUACAUAGAUUUAAGGCAUUUGUUCAUUUGGAUACAUUUUCUCUGAACAUUGCAAUGAAUUUGACAGCUCGUGUUGAUUCAAUCCACUUUAAAACAAACAAUUUGAGUGUUGUUCUUUUGUUUAAACCUUAAUAUCACUUUUCAAAGUGUUGCCAACAAAGAAAAGUAUCCAAAGUGAUCACGUCAUGAAACUAAAUAGUGCAAUAUUAACUUAUGACUUGGCUAUCGCUAAUAUACUGACUUAUGCACUUUCCGUACCGAAUAAGUGGAAUAUGGUAGUUGCCAAAACUUAGGUAAAUUCGUUUAGUUGUAAUGCUACGGCGAGGUGUUGUACAGUCUUAGUCGAUUUACGAUAUUAGGCAGUUUAUCUAUAGUAAGGUUUUAAGUCUUGACCUAUUGUACUUGCCUUGUCAUACAUUUAAAGUGCAUCUUGCCAUGGGCGUAUUUCUAAGCUUUAAAACUAGAAACUGGCCAUUAUUUUGAUUCUACUUACAUGUAACAGCUAAUCUGUUGUUUUGUUUAGCGGUAUAUUGUAUAAUAUGGCGUCUAUGGCACGAUGCUCUCGAUAUAUUUUGUACUCGCCGUUAGUCAGCGAGCUAAGAGAGUGGCCAUUAUUUUUAUUGUAUUUAUCAAACGUUUUCUUGUACAAAAACCUAGUUAUGGUAUAAGUGCCAUGGAUGUAAUGUUUUUUGGUCCCACGUAUUUAUUAACUUUUAAAUCUACUUUAUAAUACAUUUAUUAUCGUUAAAAUAUAAAUUUUAGAUACCGUUGGGGUUAUUUGUGGCAAGUUAUUUUAUCAGAAAAGACUACUGCAAUAUAACAUUCUUAAUUCAAACAUAAUGUUCGGUGACAACACUACUAAUAAAAUGGUGUUCAUAUUCAGUAGUCCUUAUAAUAACGUCACAAAUGAUUCUGAUAUAAAACAAGAAAGUAAAACAUGGAAACAGGGAACCUCUUACUAUCUCUCGACUAUAUUUAUCGAUCUGUCUUUGCUAUGACGUAUGUAUUUGACACAAUAGUUGAUAAAUUUAAUAUUGAGGAGUGUGAGGUAAUAUCAAUGUGUUAGAUAUUAUAAAAUAUGGGUUUAAUUUAGAUUUCCAUCGGAAACUUGUGAUGAUUAGGUUCGUAAUGUUUAGGCACUUCCCCGGUAGCACUGAAGGAAUGGCUGAGUGUGAGGUAGCUCGACAUAGUAUUCGUUUAGAUCACGACCUAAUGAGCUUAAUACGCGAUGUUAAAUCGCCCUAUAUGAAUAAACUAUUACGUUUUAAUGCACAAAUGAGAAGUUGUACACUUUGUAAGUUGUUCGUAGUUUAGAGUCAGUGGUAAAUACAGAAUAUUCGUUUUAGAUAUCAGCAGUAGGCACUUGGAUGUGGGAGGGUAGUGUAGGGCGGUGUCGGCACACGUAGGCGGGAUAGUGUAGGUGUGGCGCUGUGGGCUGUAGCAAGUGGCCUUCCUGUGCGUGGCAUCCCGCGCGGUGGAUGUGUGAGGGAUGCUAUCCGAUCGAUGUUUAGGCGGAUAUUUGAAUUUAUCAGCUCGAUUUUAACGUUCUCCCGACGUCCACAACUAAAUUUUUAAUAAGUAUAUCUCUUCUAAUGACCCGUUUUUGGCAUUGUUAUCCCCGUUCGUUGAUACAAAUGAUUGAAUUAGAUAGUAGAUAGAAUAAUAUCAGUGUAACGAGUAGAUAUACGGAUGUUUAAAGUGAAACACGACUUGUUCUUGCCUUGUGUAAUUAAAUUAUUGUCUCUAGGUAAGAUGUAGGUCACGUCUGUUCUGUAUUAGAACCACAGCAGCUUGCACUUGUCAUGUGUUUUAUUUCACAAGAAGGCCUAAGCUUCUCUUCAGUUUUGGAUUUUAAUGAUAAUUCCCAAUCGUUGAUGUAUUUUUCGAUUUGUCUUGUAUUACCUUCGUGAAGUCUAACUCUAACUCCGGGUAGGACGACUGCCCCAAAAUUGCCCCAAUAUUUUUAGAUACUAUAUUUAUUGGCUAUUUAAGGAUAUAUUAAUAUAUUUUAUUCUUAAUUAUAUUAUCGGUCCCGCUUAAAGUAUUUAUUUGUGUAGUCUAUCGCUGUGGUCUCCGUGUUUGGCUACAUUAUAGAUUAUAAUAUAAUAAUUAAUGAUUAAAGUUCGCGUGAUUCAGCCAAGUAGAUGUUCAGAGUUAUCUCGUAGUAUGUAAUCCGACUGCAGCUUCGAUAGCGUGAUGUGGCGGGUGGCUCCGCAUUCUCUCGGCUGUUAGGUAAAUAGUCCGUAAGUGAAACUCGUAUACUUGUUACAUUUUAUAUUGACUAUUUAUUUUUAAAAGAGUUAUCUGAUUAUGUAUAUUCUAAUAUAUAUAUAUUUCUAGACUAUCCUAUUAUUAUAUAACGGUUGGUGUAAGGUCGUAAGCUAAGCUACGAUAAAUUAUAUAUAUAGAUCUGUAUUUAAUCUGCAUUGGUUUGCCUUUUGCGGUUUGUGUGUGUUUAGUGAUCUGUUGCAGCCCUUUGUUAUUAAUACUGGGUUGUCAUAAGGCAGGCUGUAUAUUUACUUCUUUCUAUUUUACCAUACAAAUUCAAUACAGAGCGGUCUCUGACGCACCCAUAACCAAAUAGUUUUAAUUCUUCGUCUGUCUUCGAAUUUUCUAUCUAGGCAGCAAAACGUUACGCAAUAUGUUAACGCUGUUAAUCUUGUUUGCUCAUUUCUACUGAAUCUACUCUCAUUGAUCCUUCCUGCUUACGGCUUCUAUCUUAUAAGUUUUCGAUGUUAUUGUCGACUUUUAGACGAGUUUACAUAAUUCAUUAUAGUUGCUGAAUUGUUUUGUAUCAAAUAUUUAUUCUACUUUAUUAUACAAGGCUAUACUUUCAGCUUGUUCUUCCAUGUUUCGAUGCAGACAUCAGACUAACCUAUAUUUUUCAAACCGAUUUUAGAAUCUAUAUUUUUGAUGUUGUUUCCUAAAUAUUUACAAUUUUUAAUUAUAUCUACUGUAAAUUCUAGAUAGUGUAAUGUCUCUUGAAACGCGUUAUGGGUCAUACCGUUGUAAAAUGUAAUAUACCUAUAGCUAUAGUUCUAAGGAUAGCUAUGUACAAUCGCUCCGCUUGAAAUGAUUUGAGAAUAUACAGCAUCUUGUUUUUACUAAUUGUUAAAAUCUGUCACGAGAUUUUAUAUUUACAAGACUCUUUGCGCCGGUUCCAUGUCCGAUCAAUCCCAGUCUGGUAGUUUACCAAAAGCGUAAGGUUCAAAAUAAAUCUUACGUAGACUUUCUAGCUUUCUUUACUGAUUAAGAUUUUGACAAACAGUAAGGACGAGCUCACACAGCAUAGUCCUUAUUGCAAUAAUUUUACACCGUGUUUUUGUGGUUAAUAUUCUAAAUUAUUAUUAACUCAAGCAGGACAAAUUCUUUAGCAGGCUCAGACAUGUUGAUUCGAAGGUCCCUAACAUGAGAUAGUAAUUACAGAAUACCGAAUUAAAAGACGAUUCACUUUACUUAUAUUAUACCAAAUUAAAAUUGCUUAGCAUUGAAUAUUUUAACGUAAUUCACAAAACCCUACACGAUGUAAACUUCCGUCAAGCACAAACAUUUUCAAGCGGAGUACAAACAAGUGAUCGGCACAUUUCUUAUGAUCUACUUAAUAAGCGUCACUAGCGACGGGUUGUGAAUAUAAUGAGAGGUAGUUGUAAAUGUUCGAUAUUCGGAGCUGCAGUGGGUGUCUUAGAACCCUGUCUCACUUCCCCGUAGAGAGCCGUCGGGCACUGCGUAAAAUGAAACGUUGAUGGGUAAAUUUUAUUUUCAUCUGGCAACAUUACUCGUAAAAGACGUGUCUGUUUCAAAUUGUGAAAUUUUAAACACCGAAAUGAAAUUAUAUUCGAGAUAUUUUAUAAUAAGUAACCUUUGGCUUUAUAUGUGUGGCAAAAACUUAAUCUGAGUAAAUAGGUCGUAUUUUUAUUGGCGAUGUAAAUUCGGCGAAAUUCGUCUCUUGCCGUUAAUGGAUGCAUUCGUUUGAAAUAAUGUUGUGUGAUACAAAACCCUAUAAUUUCUAAAGAGUGGAAUGGCGUUUCUGAAUGUUAUAAACACGUUUUUAUUAUAUUUUCAUUGAAUGCAGCUAGUAUCAAUUAUUUUUUUAAGCAUAUCUACUUACGCAUUUAAUAACAUAUUUAUUUUGAAGAAUCUUUUAACGUAUUUUUUUUUGGCUUGCGCAAUGAAUUAACAAGAACAUACUAAGUACUAAAUUAUUUAAAAAAUCUACUUAUUUAUAAAAAUGGACUCCUGAGUCAUUAUUACAUUGGUAGCUAUACAUUUUAUUAAAACAAAAACCUAUUUGUAUUGCAUAGCAGAAAAUGUGAUUUGGAUUGUUUUAUUUUUAUUAAACAUAGUUUGAUUGUUAAUGUUCAUACUCGGGUCUCGGAAUGUUUUGAGAAUAAAUGCUGGAGCCUUGUCGAUAAGGGGACAAGUAUUAUAAGCUAUCCGAAAUAUUUAAGACAAUUUAUUUUUAAAUAAUGUGUGUGUUUAAUUAUAAUAUUUAAUUUAACGACACGUUUUUCUCAAAUGUUUAAUUUUAACAUAACCGACUGAAGUGUCGCGGGCAUUUUUAAGUAACCAUAGAUAAUGUUUUGUGAGAAAUUGAUGAAUGUCUAAAGGAAUGUUGAUGUUGUUAAUUAUUUUGUUGAUUUAAUAUUUUAAUAGAUUUUAGUCGCACUUAUUGAAUCUUAGCAAAGAUCUGUUUAUAUUAAGGUUUUUUUGUAAAUUGUGUGCCAGAAAGAUAUCAAUAAAGUUUAACUUUUAUUAAGGUGUGUGUCGAACGGUGUGGUAUUGACCCGAAAGGUUUGUGAUGGUAUCAAUUUAGUGUGAUAUGAUUACUGUGGCAGUUUUCGGUAUUGAUAUUGUUGUACCACUUUAUUUUGCACAGACCUUUACGUCCCGUUUUCUUAGUUAUUUAUUAUAGAUUUUAUUAUUUGGAAGGUUGUCAACAGUUUGUAAUUACGCAAUAGAUUUAUUUUAAGAGUUGUGUGUAUCAUGAAAUUCAAGUUCCAAAAGUGUUGUUACAACUGAACGGCAAACACAGGUUUAUUAAAAACUUAUUUGUACUGAUUCCUGUAAAAAAAAAUAAGGCUCGUGUUCAUUAUAGCACAUGGAACAUGGCGUAAUUUCACGAAGAAAGUUACAAAUACGUAUGUACACAUCCUAAUUAUUCAUCUCAACAAUUGUACAAUUAAAAUAAAUAAAACUAAAAAUUUUCCUCUUCCAUGUUGGUGCCAUAGUGAAUAGUGGGCCUUUUAUUUCUGUGUAAUGAAUGCCGUUGGGUUGUGACGUCACAAUGCCGUACGCACAGUACUUAGCAACGUAAGUACGACAAUCUGUUGAUACGUAAAGUUGUCUGGGCGGCUUUCACUCUCUAUAGUUCUAGUCAUUUUUAAUUCCUCCGUGUUGUAUCUAUACAUAAACAAGUAUGCCUGUAUAUGGGUAGACAAUAUAAUAAUAAUCAUUAUGAAUGUUAAACAUAAUAUAUAGGUGAAACUUAUAUCUAUUAAAUUGAUGUCUGUUCUA
Molecule: messenger RNA, 11740 nt
Organism: Helicoverpa zea (corn earworm)
Lineage: Eukaryota; Metazoa; Arthropoda; Insecta; Lepidoptera; Noctuidae
Gene: Plc21C
Product: 1-phosphatidylinositol 4,5-bisphosphate phosphodiesterase classes I and II
Exons: 22
Coding region: 404-3886 (1160 amino acids)
Biological process (GO): phosphatidylinositol-mediated signaling; lipid metabolic process
Molecular function (GO): calcium ion binding; phosphatidylinositol-4,5-bisphosphate phospholipase C activity
Source: RefSeq, a predicted model, not a curated record